AUGGCUCGAGUUCUCCUAUGGGUGCCCUCUGAUGACCCAGCCACCCUAUUCUAUCACCUAUGUGAUCCAAAUAGCGAAAUGGUCGACCGUGAGCAGCAUAGUUUGCAACAGCCGAUAAUUUCCAUCGCUAGGCUGCUUUGCUUGUGCUUGAUGGGCAUUAGCUCCCCAACACGGUCUCAGACUCAAGCUGGCUGCACCCCUUCAAACGCUGCUCGACAACGUACACCUUCACCUGAUUCAUCAGGCUCGGACUCAAACCAAGCGACGGCACGAAAGCGAGGCUUCAGCCAAGUCGCAUCAUCCCCAUCUACUCAACGAGUGGCUCGCCAGAGAGAAAGUAGUAAUAAUCAAAACAAUCAGGCACGACAUCGCGAGGCUCAAUUCUGCUCCCAGCGCUGUUUAAUGGGCCUACAGGCUGGGGAUAACCUAGACGAGGCAUGUCCAAACCAUCUCAUCACUUCAGAGAAUCUGGUACUCUGUCUCAAAGCAGAAUUCGAUGAAAAAAUUGAUAGAUGUAUACCAAUUGGUGGAUGUGGAUCAUACGGGGCACAGUUUAUACUGACAUAUUUGGAGUACGGCUAUACGGUCAUUGGGAAGGGUACCACAUCGGAUCUGUGGGAUCGCGUUUCUCGUGAAGUACAGGUAUACCAAAUCUUACGGAAAGCUCAAGGAUCAGCAGUUCCCGUUUCCCUAGGGACGAUUGAUUUAGCGAAGACAUAUCAUCUCGAUGGAGCUGGGCCAAUCAGACAUAUGCUCGUAAUGGGCUUUGCAGGUGAACGCACCGCAACUAUGGAUCUUACACCAGAGCUUUGA
Molecule: messenger RNA, 813 nt
Organism: Penicillium malachiteum
Lineage: Eukaryota; Fungi; Ascomycota; Eurotiomycetes; Eurotiales; Aspergillaceae
Exons: 3
Coding region: 1-813 (270 amino acids)
Source: RefSeq, a predicted model, not a curated record